Molecule: messenger RNA, 2115 nt
Organism: Naegleria fowleri
Lineage: Eukaryota; Heterolobosea; Eutetramitea; Acrasida; Naegleriidae
Exons: 3
Coding region: 1-2115 (704 amino acids)
Biological process (GO): aspartyl-tRNA aminoacylation
Cellular component (GO): cytoplasm; mitochondrion
Molecular function (GO): ATP binding; aspartate-tRNA ligase activity; nucleic acid binding
Source: RefSeq, a predicted model, not a curated record
AUGCUCAACAAAUCAGCACACGUGUUGGCUUCAUCAUCCUUCUGUAACAAGAGAUUAUUAUUGGCUUCAGCAGCUGGUAAUGCUUUUGGUGCGAGUACACGGGUAGUAAAUGUACCAGUUUUACAACAUCAUAAUUCCAUCUCAAUUUCUGCAGCAGCUCAAACUUCUUUCAUCGGAACCACGAGAGCCUUCUCGACCCAUGCCACAGUGGGCUCAGCUCAUCAACAAGAACACAUUACCUCAUCAUCACCAGUAUCCUUCGGAGAAUAUCAUCAAAGAACUCAAUAUUGUGGAGAAGUUAAUCAGGAAUCUCUAAUUGGAAAGUCAAUCAAAAUCAAUGGAUGGGUGGAGAAUAUUCGAGUGAUUAAUCAACAUGAGUGUGUCUUCUUGACAAUUCGUGAUGUUAGUGGAGUCGUACAAGUCAUUCUGAAAAACAAAGAAUUGAUUGACUAUUUGAAAGAAAAUGAAGUGAAACCUGAAAGUGUCGUUUUUGUGAAGGGACAAGUCAACAAGCGUCCUCAAGAUAUGAUCAAUGAAAAGAUGACCACUGGAGCUUUUGAAAUUGAGGCCACAGAAUUGGUGCUCCUCAAUAGAGCCAAGACCUUGCCGCUGCAAUUAGUGAAUGCCGAAGAAGAAAUUCGUCUCAAGUACAGAUAUCUUGAUUUAAGAAGAAGACAAUUGGUCGAAAAUUUGUCCAUCCGUUCAAAAGCUUUGGCCAUCACACGAAAAUAUUUUGGAGAAAUGAACAGAUUCCUUGAAAUCGAGACACCCACUCUUUUCAAGUCCACUCCUGAGGGAGCUCGUGAGUUUCUUGUGCCUACACGCCAACGUGGAAAAUUCUAUGCUCUCACUCAGAGUCCACAGCAAUACAAACAAUUGCUGAUGGUUGGUGGUAUGGACAGAUAUUUCCAAAUUGCAAGAUGUUAUCGUGACGAGUCGGGAAGAAUGGACAGACAACCUGAGUUUACUCAAAUCGAUCUUGAGCUCUCCUUCCUCACACAAAAGGAUAUUUAUGUGCUGAUUGAGAACUUUUUGAAAAUGUUGUGGAAAGAAAUUUUGGGAAUUGAUAUCAAGACUCCAUUCCAACAAAUGAAAUACAGAGAUGCCAUGGAUCUUUAUGGCAGUGACAAGCCAGAUUUGAGAUACGAAGAUUUGAAAUUUAGUAAUGUCACUGAAGCAUUCAAAAAUGAAAAGUGUCAUAUUGAUGUUAUUAAUCAAACUCUUGCAAGUGAUGGUUUUGUAUAUGCACUCAAGGCAAAACAGAUUGGAGGCUUAAUGACAAGAAAGCAAUCCGAUCAAAUUGUAGAAAAAGCAAAGAGUGUCGAAAAAACACGUCUCAUCUUGGCCACCAAGAUUGGCAGCGAGCCAACAUUCCUUAAUAACAAGCUCACAGAAAAGCAGCAACAAUAUCUUCGAGAAAAGCUCCAACUUGCCGAAGGAGACAUGCUCAUUUUGUCUGUUGACCCUGAUUGGGAAACCACAGUCAAGGGAUUGGGACGAGUGAGAGAACAAUGUGCCAAAUACAUGACUGAACAAGGUAUUUACCAAUUCAAUACCGUUGAAGAGAAGUAUAGAUUUUUGUGGGUCAUUGAUUUCCCACUCUUUGAAAAGGCCAAAGAUCAAUUCGGUCAGGCUCAUUUGCACACCUCACGAGGACUCUCGAGUAUGCAUCAUCCAUUCACUGCUCCACAUCCAGAUGAUAUCAAUUACUUGUAUAGCAAUGACGUGAAAGAUAUUUUGAAGGUUCGUGGACAACAUUAUGACUGCGUGUUGAAUGGUGUCGAAUUAGGUGGAGGAUCCAUUCGUAUUCACAACGCCGACAUGCAAAAAUAUGUUUUAGAAAAGGUUUUGGAAUUGGGUGAGGAGAGAACAAUGGUGAGAUUUGGACAUCUUAUUGAAGCAUUGAGUUAUGGAGCUCCUCCACAUGGCGGUUUGGCACUUGGUUUCGAUCGUUUGGUUGCUCUCAUUUGCGGCGAGGAGAGAGCCAAAACAUUGCGAGAUGUGAUUGCAUUCCCUAAGAGUGCUUCUGGAAAUGAAAUUAUGACACAAGCACCAGGACAGGUGGAGCCUGAACAAUUGCAAGAAUUAUUCAUUAAUGUUGUUGAAGAACGUUAA